AUGCCGGACCCAAAGGAUUUCAACAAAGGAUACGUCAACGGCGUCGACAUGGAUUCCGACGACUACACCAACGUCCUCCACUUCUUCCACAUCACACACCCAAGACUUGCCAUGCUCAAUGUCUGUCUUCAAGAGGCUUACCAAUUCCAUGCCACCGGACGUCCAUCCCAGACAUCAAUUCGCUGCUUGUGUAAGAGAGACGGUUGCAAUCUGCCGAAGGGUUUAACUACGUUCCUGGACUUCAACAAGCUUCCAAUGCCAGAGACAUCGUUCUAA
Messenger RNA from Caenorhabditis briggsae, 276 nucleotides. The transcript has 2 exons. The coding region runs from base 1 to 276 and encodes 91 amino acids. The record is from RefSeq and is a predicted model, not a curated record. Lineage: Eukaryota; Metazoa; Nematoda; Chromadorea; Rhabditida; Rhabditidae.